AUGAAUGUCCCUUACCUAGAUGGCCACAAUUUUGAGUUGCAAUUGCAUCUGCAAAGGAACAGUGACAGCUGUGAGGCCGGACUCCAGCAAAUCAAAUUACUCAGGAAAGUUCCUGAGGAGCAGAAUGACUACCAGGAAAUAACACUGUUAAGCAAGAUGGACACUGAACUGGAUGGUGAGAGACUGCGUCUCCACAUACCACAACUCGGGAAAGAGGCCGGAGACCUGAACAGUCUCCAGGAAAUAAGGCUACUUAGUAGGAAUGCUAGCAAAACGGGCCAGGUUUUCGUGCUCACCACACUGUCGGAGAGCAUAAAUGCCAUUGCCCUGGACGACCUAAGAGUCACAACGCUACCAAGGAUGAUUUAUCCUAAAGCCAUGGUCCUGAAACCCCCGCGAACGGAUGUUCUUGUAAUGACGCCCUGGUUUGCUCCGAUCAUUUGGGAAGGGACUUAUAACAUCGACAUCCUGAAUGAGCAGUUUAGGCAAAGGAACGUGACCGUUGGACUGACGGUGUUUGCCAUCAAAAAGUAUGUGGUCUUCCUGAAGUUGUUCCUGGAAACCGCGGAGAAGUACUUCAUGGUGGGGCACAAGGUGAAUUAUUACGUCUACACAGACCGACCAGCUGACGUCCCCGCCGUCCCCCUCCGAGAGGGAAGGAAGGUGGUGGUCCUGGAAGUCCAGAACUACGCCCGCUGGCAGGAUGUCUCCAUGCGCCGCAUGGAGAUGAUUAACCACUUCGCCCAGCAACGCUUCCUCCGGGAAGUUGGCUACCUCGUGUGUGUGGACGUGGACAUGAGAUUCAGCGACCACGUCGGGGUGGAGAUCCUGAGCUCUUUGUUUGGCACUCUCCACCCCGGCUUCUAUGGGGCCGAACGGAGAUCCUUCACCUACGAGCGGAGGCCUCUGUCUCGAGCCUACAUUCCCCCAGAUGAGGGGGACUUCUACUAUGCUGGGGGAUUUUUCGGAGGGACAGUGAGCGAGGUGUACAAGCUCACCAAAGAGUGUCAUCAAGCCAUGAUGGCAGACAAAGGAAAUAAGAUUGAGGCAGUCUGGCAUGAUGAGAGUUACUUGAACAAAUAUUUGCUUUAUCACAAGCCCACGAAAAUUCUUUCUCCAGAAUACCUGUGGGAUGAGAAACUUCUAGGGAGUCGUGCUUUUCUCAAGAAAAAGAGGUUCCUGGCUGUGCCAAAGAAUCAUGCUGCGAUUCGAAACAGAUAA
Tachyglossus aculeatus (Australian echidna) is the source of this 1221-nucleotide messenger RNA. Its product is annotated as histo-blood group ABO system transferase-like. Bases 1 to 1221 code for a protein of 406 amino acids. Lineage: Eukaryota; Metazoa; Chordata; Mammalia; Monotremata; Tachyglossidae. Gene Ontology annotation, biological process: carbohydrate metabolic process. Gene Ontology annotation, cellular component: membrane; Golgi apparatus; vesicle. The transcript is spliced from 10 exons. The record is from RefSeq and is a predicted model, not a curated record. Gene Ontology annotation, molecular function: hexosyltransferase activity.